AUGGGAUCAACCAAGACUAUAAACCGUGCUUGGUGGAAAGAGAGCUCGGUCUACCAGAUUUGGCCUGCUUCUUACAAAGACUCAAACAACGAUGGCAUUGGGGACAUUCCGGGCAUCAUCUCAGAGCUCGACUACAUUAAGAACAUUGGAGUCGAUAUUGUCUGGCUAUGUCCGUCGUAUAAGUCGCCCCAAGUUGAUAUGGGCUAUGACAUCGCCGAUUACUACAGUAUCGCGGACGAGUACGGCACGGUCGCAGAUGUCGAGAAAUUGAUUCAAGGAUGCCAUCAACGAGGCAUGAAGCUUCUCAUGGACCUUGUGGUCAACCACACCAGUGAUCAGCACGAAUGGUUCAAGCAGUCGCGCAGCUCCAAGGAUAACGAGUUCCGCGACUGGUACGUCUGGAAGCCCCCGCGCUUUGACGAACAGGGCAACCGUCAUCCUCCCAACAACUGGGUUUCUCAUUUCCAAGGAAGUGCUUGGCAGUUUGAUGAGCACACUGGCGAGUACUAUCUCCAUCUCUAUGCCACCGAGCAGCCCGACCUGAACUGGGAGCACCCACCUGUGGUCAAGGCCGUUCACGAUAUCAUGCGAUUCUGGCUUGACAAGGGCUGUGAUGGCUUCCGCAUGGACGUGAUCAACUUCAUUAGCAAAGACCAAGCCUUCCCAGAUGCGCCCAUUACGAACCCUCACAGCGAGUGGCAAUGGGGGGAUAGGUACUACGCCAAUGGACCGCGCCUUCACGAGUAUCUUCAGGGUGUGGGUAAGAUCCUAAAGGAAUAUGAUGCGUUCAGCGUUGGUGAGAUGCCUUUCGUCAAAGACGAGAAGGAGGUUCUUCGGGCCGUGCAAUUCGACCGCAACGAGAUCAAUAUGAUUUUCAACUUCGAGCACGUCGAUAUUGAUCAUGGCAAAUACGACAAAUUUGAGCCCGGCAGUUGGAAGCUUACCGAUCUUAAAAAGUUCUUCGAGCGUUGGCAGACCUUCAUGUAUGCUAAUGAUGGCUGGAACGCCCUCUACUGGGAGAACCACGACCAACCACGCUGUGUCGACCGCUUUACCAAUGCAGGCGAAGACCACCGUCUUGUCGCAUCUAAGAUGUUGGCUAUUGCUUUGGCGCUGCAGUCUGGUACUCCCUUCGUGUAUCAGGGGCAGGAGCUGGGCAUGAGCAAUGUCCCUACUACAUGGGAUAUUGAAGAGUACAAGGACAUCGACUGCCUCAAUCACUGGACUGGGGUUGUCAAAGCAAAGAACUACGACGCAAAUGCUCAGGCUAUUGCUCUCCAAGAAUACCAGAAGAAGUCCCGCGACAACGGCCGCACCCCGGUGCAAUGGUCCGAUGCCCCGAAUGGAGGAUUCACCGCUUCCAGUGUCAAGCCUUGGAUGUCUGUGAACCCAAACUACGUACGCAUCAAUGCCGCUGCUGAAGUCAAGGACCCUAAUUCGACCUACCACUUCUGGGCAGCCGUUCUCGGUCUGCGCAAAAAGUACCUGGAUAUCUUCGUAUAUGGCGAUUGGGCUAAUGUUGAUCCUUCGAGCGAGGAUGUAUUUGCGUACACUCGCCAAUAUGAGAACCAGAAGGCUCUGGUGCUGUGCAACUGGACCGAGAAGAACUUGGACUGGGACGCCUCAAGCAACGGCAUCGCCAGUGUCAAGGAGGUACUUUUGAACACCUACGAGAGUGCAAACGAUGCCACACAGCGUUUCUCCAGCGGAAAGUGGUCGCUCCGACCUUAUGAGGCCGUUGUUCUAUCACUGUAG
Molecule: messenger RNA, 1755 nt
Organism: Penicillium atrosanguineum
Lineage: Eukaryota; Fungi; Ascomycota; Eurotiomycetes; Eurotiales; Aspergillaceae
Product: glycoside hydrolase family 13 protein
Exons: 3
Coding region: 1-1755 (584 amino acids)
Biological process (GO): oligosaccharide catabolic process
Molecular function (GO): alpha-amylase activity
Source: RefSeq, a predicted model, not a curated record